Messenger RNA from Dunckerocampus dactyliophorus (ringed pipefish), 4810 nucleotides. It is a transcript of the gene rtel1, whose product is annotated as regulator of telomere elongation helicase 1. Gene Ontology annotation, molecular function: DNA helicase activity; DNA binding; ATP binding. NCBI's taxonomy places the organism in Eukaryota, Metazoa, Chordata, Actinopteri, Syngnathiformes, Syngnathidae. The transcript has 33 exons. The record is from RefSeq and is a predicted model, not a curated record. The coding region runs from base 174 to 3818 and encodes 1214 amino acids. Gene Ontology annotation, biological process: regulation of double-strand break repair via homologous recombination; negative regulation of t-circle formation; telomeric loop disassembly. Gene Ontology annotation, cellular component: nucleus.
GUAAACUGCUGGCGCUAAACGUGAUUUAUACUGAGUACCACUGUAGACACAGACGGCUCCCGCUAACCAUGAAUUUAACUUUUUUUAGCUGCUUCUCAUGACCAAGGAGUUGGUUACCUUAGUCAUCCACCCUUCCAAACGGCACGGCUAGUUUUUACACCCUCAGACAUACCAUGCAGACAUUGGAUAUAAACGGAGUGACGGUGCAAUUUCCUUUCACUCCCUAUGAGUGCCAGAAAGAUUACAUGGGGAAAGUCAUUGAAUGUCUUCAGAGGGGGGUUAAUGGAGUUUUGGAGAGUCCUACAGGCACUGGAAAAACCUUGUGCCUGCUAUGUGCCACCUUGGCUUGGAGGGAUAAUUUCAAAGACACCAUCGCUGCACAUAAAAUAGCAGAAAGGCUGAAUGGGAAGGAGAUGUUCCCGAGUAAUCCUCUCUCAUCUUGGGGGCAAGCUAAUACAGAUGGUUCAACACCAACGUACUUCAGUGAUGUUCCCAAGAUCAUAUACGCAUCACGAACACACUCUCAGCUCACCCAGGUUGUUAAUGAGUUAAAGAACACUUCAUACAAACCUAAGGUGUGUAUUUUGGGGUCAAGAGAACAGCUGUGCAUCCAUCCAGAAGUGAUGCGUCAGGAAAGCAACCAUGUCAAGGUCCACAUGUGUCGAGGGAAGGUAUCCACAAGGUCUUGUGUCUUCUAUAACAAUGUUGAAGAGAAAAGCACCGAUAGAGAUUUGGUGAAUAAUAUUGUGGACAUUGAAGACCUGGUCAAAUUUGGCAACAAACAAAGGGCCUGUCCUUAUUACCUCUCACGUUCCUUAAAACAGCAGGCAGAUGUGAUUUUUAUGCCCUAUAACUACCUGCUGGAUCCAAAGAGCCGCAAAGCUCAUAGCAUCGAACUGACGGGAUCUGUUGUCAUUUUUGAUGAAGCUCAUAACAUAGAGAAGACCUGUGAAGAGUCAACAUCGUUCGAUAUGACGCCGUAUGAUUUAGCCUCAGCUAUUAAUGCAUUAACCAGAUUGCUAGGUGACCAGGCUAAAGAAGCCAAUUUUGGAGAGUCUUCUGUUCAAGGUUUAAAAACAGACAUAGAAACUGUUGUUAAAAUCAAAGAGAUUUUUCUGAAUCUGGAAGCUGCUCUUGAUUCAUUUGAAGUUCCGGCUGACAGGGGCAUAACAAAACCUGGAAUCUUCAUAUAUGAGCUACUGGAGAGAGCCAAGUUGAACUACAACACCAAAACAGAUGUGUUUGAAGCGCUGGAGCAGAUCAUUGGAUACUUAGCAGGACAACCAGGGAUAUUUCUCAAUACGAGUGGACUGCAGAAGCUCUCCGAUAUUAUACAGCUGGUGUUCUCUGGGGAAGUAUCAUCAUCACCAUCAGACCGGCAAAAGAAAAUGGAAGCUAAUACGGCUCAUUUUAAGGUUCACAUCCAUCAAGACACCAGCUCUCAGAAAAAACAAACCAACACUGACCCAUGGGCUUCAUCUUCGACAAAGAAAGCAGGAAACAUUCUGAGUUACUGGUGUUUUUCUCCGGGCUUCAGCAUGCAGGAGCUGGUGAAUCAAGGUGUUCGCUGCAUCAUUCUGACCAGCGGUACCCUUUCUCCCCUGAGUUCCUUUACCUCAGAGAUGAGGAUAAAAUUCCCAGUGUCUUUGGAAAACAGCCAUGUGAUUGAGCGGGACCAAAUCUUCGUCAGCAUCAUUGAACGGGGCCCAGAUGGGGUGCCGUUAAGUUCAGCAUUUGACAGAAGAUUUGUUCCUGAAAACUUGUCAUCCUUGGGAAACACAGUGGUGAACCUGACCCGCAUUGUCCCACAUGGACUUCUGUUGUUUUUUCCCUCCUUCUUUUUAAUGGAAAAAACUCUGGAGUUCUGGAGAGGCAAUGGACAUGCAGAUCGCAUUGAAAGUGUAAAGCCAAUGUUUAUUGAACCGAAAGGAAAAGGAACCUUUACUGAGGCUAUUGGGAGUUACUACCAUGCAGUUAAUGACUCAAAAUCCAGAGGAGGAAUCUUUUCAGCGGUUUGUCGAGGAAAGGCUAGCGAGGGUCUGGAUUUUGCCAAUACAUUUGGUCGUGGUGUUAUAAUCACUGGACUGCCCUUUCCACCAAAGAUGGAUCCUCGAGUCGUCUUGAAGAUGCAAUUCUUAGAUGAAAUGAACCAAAGGAAAAUCCCUGGCAUGAAGUUCCUUUCAGGGCAGGAGUGGUACAAAGAGCAAGCCUUCAGAGCUGUCAACCAGGCUAUUGGCAGAGUCAUUCGCCACAAGGAUGACUAUGGCGCCAUCUUCCUGUGUGAUCAGAGAUUUAAAAAUAGAGACGCCCAAUCGCACCUUCCAUCAUGGGUGAGACCUUAUGUUCGUCCAUAUGACAACUUUGGGAACAUAGUCCGUGAUGUCUGCCAGUUCUUCAGGGUUGCACAGAAAAUGAGGCCUGUGUUGCAAAAGAAUACUGCACCGGAACUUGCUUCAGUGUGCUCAGCAGGCAAUUCUCAGUUGCCAUUUCCACAGUCUUCCGGCUCCAGUUCUUACUUGGUCUCUCAAAGCACCUACACUCAGAAGGCCAAAAUGUUGGACACGCACACUUCCACUCUUAAAAGGAGGAGAACUGAUGAAGAUACUGCAGUUGCUGGUAUUUUUAAACAGUACGAGUCUCAGACAACAAAAACGAAGAUAAAACCAGGCAAUCUGUUUGAUGCCCUGGAACGAGUUGAGAACCGAAGAGAAAAGAAUGAUGCUUUGGGAGAUCAGACGCAAAGCAAUUCGUCCACACUGUCACUUCAAUACGACAAAAGGAUGGAUGAGAUGAUGCGUGGAGGGAAACGCAAAAUAAAAUUGGUCCAAGAACAGAAGACAAGUGUUUCCACGGCUGUUUCUGGAGAUGGGAAAAACAACAUGGCUAGAAAGUUCCUGGGAGAAAUGAAGUCAUCCCUGAGCCAGGUCAACUUUGAGAAAAUUCGCCUGGCUCUGCAUUCCUACAAGAAAAAUGACAACCUGGACACCCUGCUGUCGGAGACGUCUUUGUUAACCGAUGACCCUCAUACUUACAGUUUGUUACGUGGUUUGUACCCGUUUGUACGACCACAUCACAGGAAGAGAUUUGAUGAGAAAUGCCAGGAACUGACCGGUACUGGCUGUGGAUACAAACCUGAACACUCACUGUGCAAAGAUGAGAAGAAAUCAGGGAUGCCACACGGCGCAGAUGUGAAACCCGGGGGAGUUUCAGCAUCCGGUUCCACUUUAACAUCAACUAGCAGUCAAUUAAAUGGAGACCAAUUCAGUCGAGGAGGACAUCAAGAGCUUCGAGAAACUCAGACUGACCUGAAUACAAAGAGUCUAGUCCAGGCUGCCUUUCUGGCCGAUGUUAAAAAAGCGCUGGGAGCGGAGGGAUCAGCCCAGCUCUGUCAAGCUGUUCACAGCUACAAGACGACAGACAACUAUGAAAAUAUGGUGACUGCGGCUGUGUCCUUAUUCACCGAGAAAGAUGAAGACUUCAGCCUUUUAAUCAGAUUUGCCAAUAUUAUUCGCCCUCACCAUAAGAAACAGUACAAAGCGAUGUUGAGAGCAUUGAUGGGUCAGUCUGCUGAAACUGCUGCUGAGAAAAACGACGAGAACGAAUCGGGAUAUUACAUUCUCAAAGUAACGUGUAACCCACCCUGCUUCACACUGGCCGCGCCGGGGCUUGACACAGGAUCUUCGCAAUCGGAGUCGAGAGCGCCGACCACACGGCCAAAAUCCCGGACUGUCGACCGCGUGUUCAGCGCAACUCUCAAGGCACAGAGAAUGAGGUUUACCAACGUACACUUUCACAGCCUCACAGGCUUGUAUCCGUAACACACGUACAAACCUCCAAGAAACUCUGCAGUGGUUCACAAUAGAAUUCUGUUUCUCAUUCCUUUAAUUAAAUAACAAAUGUCUUAGUACGUGUCUCUAUGUACAGAUUUGGAAAUGAUUAAGUACAGGUAGCCAACAGUUAGCGCAGUUAACCUAAAUUUAGCACAAUUUCCAAUUCAAUAGAUCUUGUUCAUCUAAACUGAUCAAUUCUCAGGUCUAAUGGGUGUUCUCUCUAAAACACAUCGGCAUCAUUUCAUUGAAGAAGUCAUCACGUGCACAGUAGUCCAUUCAAUUGUCAAAACUAGUCAAGAAUCUGCUGUAAGGCAAGUUUAUUUAUGGAGCACUAUUCGUACACAAGGUAAUUCAAAGUGCUUUACAAAAAAGUCAUAAAAUCAUUCCAUAAAACCAAAAAAAUACAUUAAAAAUGAAGAGUGCAGAUAAAAUGCUUUCAGUUGUCAAAUGAACAGUUGAAUAUAAGAGUUUUCAGCCUGGAUUUGAACAUUGCCAAAGUUGAGGAUUGUCACACAUCUGGAAGGACAGAUUUUGGCAACAACUUAAACGCACCCUCACCGUGUUUCGUCCUGACUCUGGGCACCCGCAGGAGAAUGCUCCCUGAGCUUCUCAAGAGCCUGAGAUGGUUUAGAGAGCCCGGCGAGAAGGCCGUUACAGUAGUCCAGCCUGCUGGAGACAAUACGGUAUGCUGUAAUACUCUGCUAUCGUAUAUGAAUCUCUUGGAACAUUGGAUAAAUGGAUCAUUUGACAGUCAGGUGAAACUACAAUUUGCGUUGAAAUGCGGAUGAGAAUCUGUGACCAGACAGACAGCAGCAGUGUGUGGACGCCCAGGAAAGCGAGGACGGUGGCCAGUGAAGAGGUAUCAGUUGUGAAACUCCAGUUUUACUUGGAGUACUGCAGGCUGCAUAUAAUUUUCCCAAUGUUUGUUUAUUACAGUAUGUUGUGCUAAACACAUUUUCAUUACUCUGAUGUAUGGAAGU